AUUUUCAUACUCAACUAACUAUUGUUUCGUUAGUUCUAAGAGAAUUUUCCGGCAUUUUCUUUCAAUAGUUCGUCUUUUUUGCAUUAUAAAAAUAAAAUUUAUUGUUUAUGGUGUAUUUUUUCAGAUCAAAAUUCGAUUUUUUUUCCCACAUGAAUGUGUGUUUGAGUAAACGGACACGUUUCUGAAACUUGUGAUAAUGUUUCCUCUUUCUAACAGGGCAUCCCAUUUCUUGCUUUUACUAUUCAUCACUCUCACAGCUAUCUUGGUGCUACUUUACCUUCAAACUAAUCUGUUAGACAAACUUGAAAGACCAACGCGCGUAUCAUCAUCUUAUGGCGAGCUGAGAUCGGUUCAGAAAUCAUUCAAUUCAUUCAAACGACCGCGACUGAUUGUGGUGACCCCGACUUAUGGCCGAGCUACUCAGAUUGCCGACUUAGUUCGAUUGAAACAGACUCUGAGUUUGUUAAAGGACUGCGACUGGAUAGUUGUAGAAGACGCUAUUGUCAUAAAUAGAGAGGUGCAGGAGUAUAUCGGGGACUACAAAGCAGGAAAACUUGUUUACCUGGCCAGUCACUCACGUGACCGGAUGUUUCGGGGAAUGCAACAGCGAAAUCUGGCUCUGCAGUUGAUCCGAAGUCAUUACCAGCAAUCGUUUUUUUCAUCGCGAAACACGAGAGCAGUCGUGUAUUUCGCCGACGAUGACAACUCGUACGACGCGGUUUUUCUCGACUCUCUUCGGUUCACGAAUAGUAUUUCUUUGUUUAAUGUCGGACUAAUUUUGGAUAGGCGAUACGAGGGACCUAUCCUCGAGAACAAUAAGAUAGUUGGAUUUAACACGAUGUUCUACGGAGGGCGGAGAUUUUGCAUAGACAUGGCAGGAUUUGCGAUCAGCCUGCGUCUACUCCUGCAGUUCCCAAGUGUCUCAUUUGUGGCCAAAAAACAGGGCACAAUGGAAAGUGAGUUUCUCGAGUCAUUUGGAGUUCCUCUCUCAGAAAUGGAGUUCUUUUCAGGCCGCAGAGGAAUACACGUUUGGCACACACAAACAAAACCGGUCGGACCGAAAGACCCCGAUUUAAAAGUAUACCCAGAAAACAACACUGUAAUAGACACGAGAUCACAGGAAGAAAUCGACCAAGUCGAAAAGUGGCAGCAACAGAAACAGCGCGAAGAAGAAAAGAGAAAUCGAGAAAUCUUCAGAAAUCAAUUGAAGAGGUUGAAUGAAAGACAGAGACAAAAUGUGAUGAAAUAUUUGAGAAUGAAAUCGAAAUUUUGAGCCAGAGAGUGAACGAAACCAUACAA
This is a messenger RNA of Symsagittifera roscoffensis, 1299 nucleotides long. Its product is annotated as galactosylgalactosylxylosylprotein 3-beta-glucuronosyltransferase 2-like. Gene Ontology annotation, biological process: chondroitin sulfate proteoglycan biosynthetic process; carbohydrate metabolic process. The transcript is spliced from 6 exons. Gene Ontology annotation, molecular function: galactosylgalactosylxylosylprotein 3-beta-glucuronosyltransferase activity. The record is from RefSeq and is a predicted model, not a curated record. Gene Ontology annotation, cellular component: Golgi membrane. Bases 197 to 1273 code for a protein of 358 amino acids. NCBI's taxonomy places the organism in Eukaryota, Metazoa, Xenacoelomorpha, Acoela, Convolutidae.